CUCGUUCGUUCGAGGCGUUGUGUGUUUUGAGCAUGAGCCUACCCUCUGUUUUUGUCGGUCCUAGGAAACAGAGCAAAGAUCGGUUCUGAGAAGGGUAGGCAGGGACGUGUAAAGCUUGAGGUUUGAAUGGCAGAAAAGACCCGUUGUCGGCACGCGAGUCUUGCGAGUUUUACAGUGACGCGAUGGGGGUAUGGGUUCUCUCGCGCUUUCCUCUUUCUACAGUUUUACGGUUUUACACUUUGAUCGAUUGUCUUCGUGAUGACUUUGGAACUAAAUACAGCGACAGUUGCAGAACCAUAUAAAAAGCCCAAAGAAGAAAACAGACGACUUGUUUUAGUGCUCUGACGCAUUUCCCUUGAGCUCUCUCUCUCUCUCUCUCUCGUGUGCAUACUUGGAUCAUCCACCGCUUUGGAAGUGAGCAAUGCGACGCAGAGCAGAGGGUGAGCUCGCCGCUUUCAACGAUGGCUGCAAGGAGAACAAGAGGGUCAGCAGCACUAGCAUGCUCCUGUGCUGCAAGCUCUACAUAUCUGAAUCAAGAAACCGCGCCGUACUUGACUCCAUCGAACGGGCGGCCCGCCUCGACCCGGAGACCAUCGUCGUGAAUAAGUUUGAGGAUCGGGCUUACAACCGCAUCAGGUACACUCUCGUGUCCUACGUUGUCCAUGACUGCACAGGCCAGGCCGUGUACAGCCCCUUGCAACAAACCGUCAUUGCCAUGGCCGAAGCCGCAUUCGAGGCAAUAAACUUGGAACUGCACUCGGGAGCCCACCCUCGGCUCGGGGUGGUGGACGACAUCGUCUUCCAUCCGCUCGCCCGAGCUUCUCUUGAUGAAGCGGCUUGGCUCGCCAAAGCUGUGGCUGCUGACAUUGGCCUCAAACUCCAAGUACCGGUGUACCUGUAUGCUGCUGCGCACCCAACCGGAAAGGCCCUAGACACCAUCAGGCGUGAGCUCGGCUACUACCGGCCCAAUUUCAUGGGCAACCAGUGGGCUGGAUGGACGAUGCCCGAAGUCCUCCCUGAAAGGCCCGAUGAGGGCCCGACACACGUAUCUCGAACGAGAGGCAUCACCAUGAUCGGAGCCCGGUCAUGGGUUGCCCUGUACAAUGUCCCCAUCCUGUCGACAGAUGUGUCGGCCACCCGGAGAAUAGCCCGUAUGGUGAGUGCUCGGGGAGGAGGGUUACCGACGGUGCAAACGCUGGGCUUGGUUCACGGCGAAGACUCAACCGAGAUCGCUUGCAUGCUACUGGAGCCCAACCAGAUUGGAGCAGACCGGGUCCAGAACCGGGUCGAAAUGCUAGCAGCCCAGGAAGGAUUGGAUGUUGAGAGAGGAUAUUUUACCGACUUCUCACCAGAAAUGAUAAUAGAAAAGUAUGUGAAAUUAGUGUCUUCCAGGGAAGACUAGGCUAAGAUGGGCUUCCAGUGACAUCAACAAUAUCUGCAUGUUAUUGCUCACAAUGGUGGAACUGUGAAUUUAAAUUAUGACUUUGUUGACAGUAA
Messenger RNA from Syzygium oleosum, 1497 nucleotides. RefSeq lists its product as uncharacterized. Bases 422 to 1402 code for a protein of 326 amino acids. The transcript has 3 exons. Lineage: Eukaryota; Viridiplantae; Streptophyta; Magnoliopsida; Myrtales; Myrtaceae. The record is from RefSeq and is a predicted model, not a curated record. Gene Ontology annotation, molecular function: transferase activity; folic acid binding.